GCCAUGUGACUGGGGACUGUUACAAAGCAUCUUUCGCCUCCCCUCUCCGCCUUGCCGUUAUUUGUGCUGAGUCACGGCGCGUUGCUUCCCGGUGCUGCAGAGAGUCUUGCGGCCGCUGCUGCACCGCUAGGUUUCCCAUGGGGACGGACGGCGCUCGUGCUCUCUUGGAGCAGGCCACUACUCUCACCCUGCAGACCGGCAACCUCCUCAACUGGGGCUGCCUGCGCAAGAAGUGCCCGGCUACCCCCAGCGAGGAGGUGCGGGACUGCAUUCAGAAAACACUGACUGAAUGGAGCUCAAAAAUUGGACCAAAUCUAAAUCAGGAAAUACUGGAGAUUCUGGAAUGUUCUGUAGCUCAAGCUAUAGAAAAAAUAAAUCCUGAAGAACGGGAUGAAUUGAAAGUGUCAGCUAAGCUUUUCCUCGUUGGAUCAAAUUCUUCAUCGAUCAGAGAUGCAGUUGACCUGGCAUGUUCUGCCCUUGGUGUUGCGCAGUUAGACUCAGUCAUUAUUGCCCCACCUCCUGUUGAAGAUGGAACUAGCUUCUCCUUGGAGUACCUGCAACCUUAUUGGCAAGAACUUGAAAAUUUAGUUCAAAACAAGAAGAUUGUUGCCAUAGGUACCUCUGACCUAGAUAAAACACUGUUAGAGCAGCUCUAUAUGUGGGCACAGGUGAAACCAAGUAGUAAUCAGGUGAAUCUAGCUUCCUGUUGUGUAAUGCCACCUGAUCUUACAGCAUUUGCAAAAGAGUUUGACAUCCAACUCUUGACUCACAAUGAUCCAAAAGAAUUACUUUGUGAAGCAAGUUUCCAAGAAGUUCUUCAGGAAAGCAUCCAGAAUAUGAAAGCACACGAGUGGAUUCCUUUAUGGCUUCUCCGAUAUUCAGUCAUUGUUAAAAGCAGAGGAAUUAUCAAGUCCAAAGGCUAUAUCAUACAAGCUAAAAGAAAUGUCUCUUAAAACACUUGCUUUUCCUUUUUCUUAAUGGCCUACUGUUUUAAUUUCUUGGGAAUGGGGGAGAAAUUGCUUUUUUUUUCAUAGAAAUAAUUUUACAGCAUUUGUAACAAAGACCAAAAGUUGUAAUUACUCGGUGGCAUGUCAUCAGGAGUGUCUGCAGUGUUCUAACACUAUUUUCUUUCUUAACCUAUUCACUUAUAAUAUUAAGUAUUUUGCAUUUAUUUUUAUUUGAAAUUAUAGAGAAACCGUUUAAAAUAUUUUUCUUUGUAUGACCAGUUCACUGUAA
Messenger RNA from Dryobates pubescens (Downy woodpecker), 1236 nucleotides. RefSeq names its product glutamate-cysteine ligase modifier subunit (gene GCLM). Lineage: Eukaryota; Metazoa; Chordata; Aves; Piciformes; Picidae. Gene Ontology annotation, biological process: glutathione biosynthetic process. Gene Ontology annotation, cellular component: glutamate-cysteine ligase complex. The record is from RefSeq and is a predicted model, not a curated record. The transcript has 7 exons. Bases 138 to 953 code for a protein of 271 amino acids. Gene Ontology annotation, molecular function: glutamate-cysteine ligase catalytic subunit binding; enzyme regulator activity.